Nicotiana tabacum (common tobacco) is the source of this 858-nucleotide messenger RNA. NCBI's taxonomy places the organism in Eukaryota, Viridiplantae, Streptophyta, Magnoliopsida, Solanales, Solanaceae. The record is from RefSeq and is a predicted model, not a curated record.
AUGCAGCUGGUUCAAGAUUAUAUUGAAGAAUCAACAGCGGAUAACGUUGAGCCAAGAUUAAUGCGGGGAAUGGAAGGUGAAGUAGAUGAAGAUACACUUUCUUUAUGUGAUUUGCCCAUUUACAGUAGUUUUGACUCUGCAGAAGUCGAGGAGGAGUUUAAUAGUGAAUCACAAAGCUCAAAUACAGUUUCAUCUGAUUACUUUGAGUUCUUUAGUGAAGAAUUGAUGACCAAGAAUAAUCAGCUUCCUGAAAACAUCAUUUUCUGUGGAAAACUCAUUCCUUCCAGAAAACCAAAUAUCUCAGAAAACCCCCUCCAAAAUCUUGCCAAAAGCCGACCAAAAAAGCACAAAAAGUGGUACUACCAUUUUCAGUGUAUCAUCUCUCUUCCAUUUUACAAAAGAAACAGCAGUUCAAGAAAAAGAGAUAAUGGUGGCUCUUAUAAUUCUGGUUCAUUAUCCAUAAAAGAGGAGGAAGAAGUGACAACCGACGAAAUUAGCAGUGAUCAAAUAUCCAUAAUCCCAUCACCAUUACCAUCAUCUUUAUCAUCAUCUUCAUCAGGGAGGAAAUCAAGAUGGUACUUAUUCUUGUUUGGAAUAACAAAACUUCCCACUCAUAAGAUGGAUUUAAGUGACCUAAGGAAUAGGACAAGUCGUCGUCAAAUUCAAUCAUCCAUUUCCUCUUCAUCUUCGUCGUCGUCUGUCACAUCGACAACGUCAUCUUUACAACUCACAAAAAAUGGUGAUGAAAAUGAUGGAGGAAGGGAUUUUUGGUGGGUGGUUAGGGCGUUGAGUUGUGGCGGCAGCCACCAUGCACAGGCAAUGGUUAAUGCAUCUAUUGGUUGCUUUAACAUAACAUGA